AUGGGCUUCAAAGUAAUUCUUUUGAAGGUUGUGGCAGCGCUCAGUUUCGUCAGAGUUGCCACAAAUGCCAUCCACCAGGAGAAGAAGGACGUAGCCACGGCCACGAAUCAUGGCGUUGUCAUGUGCGUGACACCUACCCCCGAAAAGGAACAGGUCAAAUGGAAGAACUAUACGACAGAACAUAAUAUAUUCCUCACAGCUGACAAUGUGGUUUGUUACUUCACACGGAAAUGCACUCAGAGAAAUUCGUCUGAAGAAGAUGUCAUUAUUCAGGGAAAUCAUGUUAUUCAACUAGAACUUCAAGAAGGAGACUGGCUAGUGAUCCAUGUCAAUCUUUCGAGGAAUGAUACAGCAGACGAUGGAGACACGAUUGAUGUCAUUCUGGACCCUGUUCCAGAAAGGGAAGCAGUGUCCUGUAAUUUGGCAGUUCUACCUAUUGAAUCCACGGCACACUGGAACGUUGGAAUAUCUGAUAAUAUAACGCUUAAGGAAGAACUACUUUUAGCUGGCGUUCAUAUAUUUAGCGUGAGAUCUCGCUUACCAUCUUCUGGAUGUGAAGUGUCUUGGACAUUAAAUGUGACGGUUAGAACUCAAGAAUGCUCUCGCCUUCCUGAAGAUGAUAUCUGUGCCGGAAAAGGAACAUGCCUGACGGAUCAUACUUUAACUACAUUCACCUGUCACUGCUGCCCUGGGUUUGUGGGUCGUUUUUGUGAAGAACGCGACGGUUGCUAUGCCAACCCGUGCCAGCAUGGAGGAUUCUGCGUGGACAUCACAGAGGGGCUUACUGGAUCAACCUACCAGUGUUUAUGUCCACACGGCUUCCGAGGACAAGCAUGUGAAGAAGAGGUUAAUAUCUGCGAUCGAAAACCAUGUCUGAACAACGGGACUUGUCGUGGCAAUCAAACUUCGUACUGGUGUGAUUGUCCUCCAGGGUAUAGUGGACGACACUGCGAUGCUAAUGUUAAUGAAUGUCUUUCGAGUCCUUGUGUUCACGGUGUCUGCGAAGAUGGCCUCAGUGGAUAUAAAUGUUACUGCUUACCAGGUUACGGCGGUGACCACUGUGAAUUCGAAUAUGACGAAUGUGAUUCAAGUCCUUGUGUCAACGGUGGUGCUUGUGAAGAUCUAGUAGCCGGAUAUCGCUGUCAUUGCGGUCCCGGAUAUCAGGGCAGACGCUGUCAAGUAAAAGUGGAUCUCUGCCAACCCAAUCCAUGUCCUCCACCAGCCCAUUGCGUAGACAGAGGAAACAACUACAGCUGCAUCUGUCACCCAGGUUACAAUGGUCCAGGCUGCACACAGCAGUAUGACCCUUGUUUUCCCAAUCCAUGCCAGAAUGGAGGCAGCUGUUGGCCCAGCUUAGAUUCCUUCUUCUGUUCUUGCCGACCGGGAUAUACGGGAGACACAUGUGAAGAUCUGACAUCUGUUUCAGAGCUUCGUUAUCCGGGCAUGCCGAUGGCCCACACCUUGGAAGACACAUCAGUUUAUAGAAGUGCGACGAUUGGGCCAGCUAGUGCUCCUUUGGACCACUUGCAUAAUCUAUACAUUGCUGCUGCUACACUUGCUGGAGCUUGCCUGAUAGUGCUCGGAGUUGUAACUGUAUGCCACUGCAGAGUACACAAGACAUAUAGAAGAUUUACCAGGAAAUUAAGCCGUAGUUCUUCAACGGAUAUAAAGCAAGACCAGCUCGAAGACCCAGACAAGUAUUCACUGAGGUGGUGUGGGAACGCUUCUGAAGUCCCCGGGCCUGAAAGGAUAGGAGGAGGCAAGAUGGAUGGCCCGAAUCGAGACCUGCUGGACACAGCUAGGACUCCUCUUAUUCACUAA
Molecule: messenger RNA, 1821 nt
Organism: Uloborus diversus
Lineage: Eukaryota; Metazoa; Arthropoda; Arachnida; Araneae; Uloboridae
Product: delta and Notch-like epidermal growth factor-related receptor
Exons: 10
Coding region: 1-1821 (606 amino acids)
Molecular function (GO): calcium ion binding
Source: RefSeq, a predicted model, not a curated record